Messenger RNA from Carlito syrichta (Philippine tarsier), 1786 nucleotides. It is a transcript of the gene KLHL36, whose product is annotated as kelch like family member 36. The transcript has 5 exons. NCBI's taxonomy places the organism in Eukaryota, Metazoa, Chordata, Mammalia, Primates, Tarsiidae. The coding region runs from base 20 to 1786 and encodes 588 amino acids. The record is from RefSeq and is a predicted model, not a curated record. Gene Ontology annotation, molecular function: cullin family protein binding.
GGCCGCGGGAUCUCUGAGGAUGGAGGGAAGUAGGCGAGUGUCUCGGCCGUACAAGAUCAGCGAGUCGUCAAAGGUGUACCACUGGGCUGACCACUCCUCCACAGUGCUGCAGCGCCUCAACGAGCAGCGGCUCCGCGGCCUCUUCUGCGACAUCGUCCUGGUGGCGGACGAGCAGCGCGUGCCGGCCCACCGCAACCUGCUGGCCGUGUGCAGCGACUACUUCAACUCCAUGUUCACCCUGGGCAUGCGCGAGGCCUUCCAGAAGGAGGUGGAGCUGGUGGGCGCCUCCGCCAUCGGGCUCAAGGCCGUGGUGGACUUCCUGUACAGCGGCGAGCUGGCGCUGGACGGCGGCAACAUCGACUACGUGCUGGAGACGGCGCACCUGCUGCAGAUCUGGACGGCCGUGGACUUCUGCUGCGAGUACCUGGAGCAGGAGGUGAGCGAGGACAACUACCUGUACCUGCAGGAGCUGGCCUCCAUCUACAGCCUCAAGCGCCUGGACGCCUUCGUCGACGGCUUCGUCCUGAGCCGCUUCGCCACGCUGUCCUUCACGCCCGCCUUCCUGCAGAACGUGUCCGUGCAGAAGCUGUGCGCCUACCUGGGCAGCAGCGACGUGCAGCGCGAGUGCGAGCACGACCUCCUGCAGGCCGCCCUGCAGUGGCUGACGCAGCAGCCCGAGCGCGAGGCGCACGCCCGCCAGGUGCUGGGGCACAUCCACUUCCCGCUCAUCCCCAAGAACGACCUGCUGCACCGCGUCAAGCCGGCCGUGUGCUCGCUGCUGCCCAAGGAGGCCGGCUGCGAGGCCUUCAUCGAGGAGGCCGUGUGCUACCACAACAACCUGACGGCGCAGCCCGUCAUGCAGACCCAGCGCACGGCGCUGCGCACCAACGAGGAGCGCCUGCUGUUCGUGGGCGGCGAGGUCUCCGAGCGGUGUCUGGAGCUCAGCGACGACACCUGCUACCUGGACGCCCAGAGCCAGCAGUGGGUCAAGGAGACGCCCCUGCCGGCGCGCCGGAGCCACCACUGCGUCGCCGUGCUGGGCGGCUUCAUCUUCAUUGCGGGCGGCAGCUUCUCGCGGGACAAUGGAGGGGACGCGGCCUCCAGCCUGCUUUAUAGGUAUGACCCCCGCUGUAAACAGUGGAUCAAGGUGGCUUCCAUGAACCAGCGCCGUGUGGAUUUCUACCUUGCCUCCAUUGAGGACAUGCUGGUGGCCGUGGGUGGCCGGAACGAAAACGGAGCUCUCUCCUCAGUCGAGACGUACAGUCCCAAGACUGACUCCUGGUCCUAUGUGGCUGGCUUGCCGAGGUUCACCUACGGUCAUGCGGGCACCAUCUACAAAGACUUUGUGUACAUCUCGGGGGGCCAUGACUACCAGAUCGGCCCCUACCGCAAGAACCUGCUGUGCUACGACCACCGGACGAACGUGUGGGAGGAGCGGCGGCCCAUGACCACGGCCCGCGGCUGGCACAGCAUGUGCAGCCUGGGCGACAGCAUCUUUUCCAUUGGCGGCAGCGAUGACCACGUGGAGUCCAUGGAGCGCUUCGACGUGCUGGGCGUGGAGGCCUACAGCCCGCAGUGCAACCAGUGGACCCGCGUGGCGCCGCUGCUGCACGCCAACAGUGAGUCGGGCGUGGCCGUGUGGCAGGGCCGCAUCUACAUCCUGGGCGGCUACAGCUGGGAGAACACCGCCUUCUCCAAGACCGUGCAGGUGUACGACCACGACGUGCUGCCCGGCGGCUUUUUCUACUUUGACGGUUCUCGGUAUUUCUAUGACAUCGCUGAUUAA